UUUUGUCAGAAAAUAAAAAAGGACAAACCUCAGGUUUUCAAACGUGUUGUUAACGUGGAUACUUUACGACAUGCCUAUAUAAACUAAUUCUCAUCCUCGUGAAAGAACAAAGAUUGAGUCUUUCUACCUCUUUGUUGUUAUGAAAAGAUUGUUGUGUUGAGGAGAAGAAAUGGCCAAAGUUGUCAUCUUUUUUGUGGGGCUUGUGCUCUUGCACUGUUGGGUAGCCAUGGCAGAGGCAGAGUAUUUGAAAUACAAAGAUCCAAAACAGCCUCUGAGUACACGAAUCAAGGACCUUAUUAACAGGAUGACUUUAGAAGAGAAAAUUGGCCAGAUGGUGCAGAUUGAUCGCAGUGUUGCUUCUGCUGAUGUGAUGAAGAAGUAUUUUAUUGGGAGUAUGCUAAGUGGGGGUGGCAGUGUUCCCAAGCAACAUGCUUCUGCAGAGGAUUGGGUUGACAUGGUGAAUGAUUUUCAAAAGGGUGCUUUAUCUACUAGGUUGGGAAUUCCAAUGAUAUAUGGGAUUGAUGCUGUUCAUGGCCAUAACAAUGUCUAUAGAGCAACCAUUUUUCCUCACAAUGUUGGUCUAGGAGCUACCAGAGACCCUCAACUGGUGAAGAAGAUUGGAGAAGCAACUGCACUUGAAGUUAGAGCAACAGGAAUUCAAUAUGCUUUUGCUCCUUGCAUAGCGGUUUGCCGAGAUCCUAGGUGGGGCCGAUGCUAUGAAAGUUAUAGUGAAGAUCAUACAAUAGUUCAAGCUAUGACUGAGCUCAUUCCAGGACUGCAAGGUGACAUCCCAGCAAACUCACCAAAGGGAGUUCCAUUUGUUGCUGGAAAGAAUAAAGUUGCAGCUUGUGCUAAGCACUAUGUUGGUGAUGGUGGAACAACAAAAGGAAUAAAUGAGAACAACACAGUGAUAGACAGACAUGGGUUGCUCAGCAUUCACAUGCCAGCAUACUAUAAGUCAAUCAUUAAGGGUGUGGCAACCAUCAUGGUCUCUUACUCCAGCUGGAACGGAGAAAAAAUGCACGCUAAUCGUGAUCUAGUCACCGGCUUUCUAAAGAACAAACUUCGUUUUAGGGGUUUUGUCAUAUCAGAUUGGCAGGGAAUUGACAGGAUAACUUACCCUCCUCAUGCAAACUAUACAUAUUCCAUUCAAGCCGGAGUCAGUGCUGGUAUUGACAUGGUAAUGAUUCCCUAUAACUUCACAGAACUCAUUGAUGGCCUAACCAUGCUGGUGAAAAAUAAUUUCAUACCAAUGAGUCGAAUUGAUGAUGCAGUUAAGAGAAUUUUGAGGGUCAAGUUUGUUAUGGGUCUAUUUGAGAAUCCAUUGGCUGAUUAUAGUCUAGUGAGCCAGCUUGGGAGCCAGGAGCAUAGAGAUUUGGCUAGGGAAGCUGUGAGAAGAUCAUUAGUCUUAUUAAAGAAUGGAGAAAGUGUUGAUGAACCAUUGCUCCCUCUUCCUAAAAGGGCUUCAAAAAUACUUGUUGCUGGAACCCAUGCUAAUAAUCUAGGCUAUCAAUGUGGUGGAUGGACCAUUGAAUGGCAAGGACUCAGUGGCAACAACCUUACUAGUGGUACCACAAUUCUGAGUGCUAUCACAAGCACAGUUGAGGAAGAUACAGAGAUAGUCUACAAGGAGAACCCUGAUCUAAACUAUGUGAAGUCCAAUAACUUUUCAUAUGCUAUUGUGGUAGUUGGAGAAACUCCAUAUGCUGAAACCAAUGGUGAUAGCUUGAAUUUGACCCUCUCUAAUCCUGGUUCUGAGAUCAUAAACAAUGUUUGUGGAGGAGUGAAGUGUGUUGUUGUGCUUAUCACUGGUCGCCCUGUGGUUAUGCAGCCAUAUCUUGAUGCAAUUGAUGCCCUUGUUGCUGCUUGGCUCCCUGGUAGUGAAGGUCAAGGUGUGAGUGAUGUGUUAUUUGGUGACUAUGGGUUCAGUGGAAAGCUCCCAAGGACAUGGUUCAAGAGUGUUGAUCAGUUGCCUAUGAAUGUUGGAGAUCCUCAUUAUGACCCAUUAUUCCCAUUUGGAUUUGGCCUAACAACCAAACCCAACAAAGCCAAUUAAAAAUUCAACAUAGUUGCCUCUUUUACCAUUCUUCUCCAUUGUUUAUUAUUAUCAACAAAAUUAAUGCAAAAUAAACAUGCAAUUUUAUGAUGGUGCAUAAAAUAUCUAAGAAGUGUUUAAUUUUUUUUUCUUCGACAGAUUGUGGCGGUAAUAAACAGCCUCAAUCUCUAUGGGUGGUCGAAUCAUGGUCGUAUGUCCACAAAUUGCUACAUUCA
Messenger RNA from Lotus japonicus, 2271 nucleotides. RefSeq lists its product as uncharacterized. The coding region runs from base 170 to 2056 and encodes 628 amino acids. Gene Ontology annotation, molecular function: beta-glucosidase activity. The record is from RefSeq and is a predicted model, not a curated record. Gene Ontology annotation, biological process: glucan catabolic process. The transcript is spliced from 10 exons. NCBI's taxonomy places the organism in Eukaryota, Viridiplantae, Streptophyta, Magnoliopsida, Fabales, Fabaceae.